Messenger RNA from Bursaphelenchus okinawaensis, 2811 nucleotides. The record is from the annotation of a GenBank genome assembly. NCBI's taxonomy places the organism in Eukaryota, Metazoa, Nematoda, Chromadorea, Rhabditida, Aphelenchoididae.
AUGUAUGAUGAUGAAUAUACGAAAGAUGAAGAAGACCCUUAUGUGUUGGAUAUAAGGGAGAAAAGUCAAAGGGCUGGAGACCAGUUCAACAUUGUAGAUGAACCAGAGCAUAGUACUUUACUUGCGUACAAGAAAAUUGGAGAAAUUAGUUAUGCGACAUCUAAGAAUAACAAAAUCAACUUUGAACGUUCGUUUCAGUUGUUGUUUGAUUAUAUAUAUAUAUAUAUAUCUGCGUAUAUACAAAAAGCAAUGUGCAAGAAAUAAUCAAAUUUUUAAAAGGUUUUUCAAUUAAUUUUUAGACUUGCUUUAGAUAGAAAACGCGGCAUAAUGAAAAAAUCUCGGUUUACUGAAGAAGAACUGGACAACAAAGAUGACGAGAUAAUAGCGGGCCAACUUUAUCAGGAUAUGAAACGAAUUGAUGACAGCCAAGUGACAAUCGAAAACAUACAAGGGGACAUUGAGUUAAUCGAGUAGGUUAUUAACAGCUAUCGUUGUUGGUACAUUCUUUGAUCAAAGGUUGUAUGAAGCUCAAUGUGCUUUUUGAUUAUUUUUGAAUUUUCGUGAAUUUUAGAAAAACAUUAAUUUCAGAGAAUUCGAAGAUAUGGACUUGGACCCAAAACUCUUAGCUAACGUCAAAAAACGAUACGUGACUCGACCUUCGACUAUUCAACGUUACGCAUAUCCUUUGAUUCGUGACACCGAUCGAAAUCUGAUUUGCAGAGCACCGACCGGAAGUGGGAAAACGGCCGCAUUUUUAAUACCGUUAAUUCAAUGCAUAGUAAAAAGCAAAGAAAAAAAUAAGCACAAAGAUGUCAAUUAUACUCUACCUUAUGCGAUCAUAAUUUCUCAUACUAGAGAAUUGGCUUUGCAGUUGGCUAAAGAUGCAUCUAUUUUCUGCCAAGGAACAUCAGUCGGUGUGACGUUUUCUAUUGGUGAGGUGGCUGACGAUUAUAGGGACAGGGGAAAAAACGGUGUGGACAUUCUCAUUGGAACGCCUGGAAGAUUAGAAGCAAUGUUUUUCCAGAAUGAAACGGUAAGGGUUUUGCAAUACAGGAAAUAGAAAGAGACUAUCGCAACAUUUACGGCGUUCUUAAUUUUAGGGGAAAUACUCAUUAAGAAAAGCAAAGUUUUUUGUUAUUGACGAAGCAGAUCGUCUGACAUCAGAAUAUACAUUCAGAGCAAUAUGUGGACGCCUUCGGCGCGAAAUGUUGAAGGCCACGAACGGAAAGUCAAGAAUAAUGAUGUUUAGUGCAACGUCAGAUAAAGAUAGAGACGAUGAAUUAGCUGCUAAUGCUGUGCUUCUUAAUAUUGGUGAUGAACAGUUGCCCGUAUUAAGUGUAGUUCAAAAGUUUGUUGAAGUGGUAAGCUUUCUUAAUUUUUUGAAACUUAUUGUUUACAGUGUUUUUUUACUUAAUAUUUUUUAGGGGUUUUAUAAAUGUGUUACAAAUAUCUUGUAUUUUAGCGCAGGGCCAGCAUGUAUUAUACCAAAAGGGAGUUUACAGGCUCGACAAAGCCGACUCUGUAUCAUCCACGAGAUGUGCUUCAUGUCAUUUUACAAUCACGUAGGAAACUGGUCGAUGGAAAAUACAGGCUAGACAAGACAUUGCUUUUUGUUAGCAAAAGAAGGCAGGCGGACGCACUGGCGAUUGAUUUAAUGAAGGCUGGUUACCAGGCAAUAUCGACUAACGGUGCUAUUCCUAUGAAUGUACGGAACAAAACGGUAAAGUUUUUAUUUUGUUUGUUGAAGCUAUGCUUUGUUCGCAUUUGAACCUGAUCAUAACCCAAUUUAUUUUGGUAAUUUUAGCUCGAGCAGUUCAAACGUGGAGAAAUCGACAUUAUUGUGUGUACAAACGUAUUGGCUAGAGGGGUAAACAUUCCAAAUGUUUCACUUGUUGUCAAUUACAAUCUUCCACAGGCUGGACUUGUAUACCCUACUGAGUACAUUCACCGACUGGGUCGAACUGGACGAAUGGGUAAUCCUGGGGCGGCUAUUUCGUUUUUCGACCGUGAAAAAGACAGGGAUUUUGCUACAUUUUUGGUAAAACAUUUGGAAAAAUGUGGGGAACCAAUACCAAAGUUUAUUCAAGAUUUUUUGAAUGAUGAGCUGGAUACUUUCCAAACGGAAUGGUUAAAGAAUUGUCGUCGAGAAGCAAUAAAAAACGACCCUGAUUACAUUGUACCACAUCAUUUUGUAGAGGAUGCUGAAAAUAUUACUUUUAUUUAAAAUACGUUAUAUUACCUUCCGUUUUGUAUCAAACUUUACUUAUUUCUUAGCUAUGGGUAGUUGUUAUUAUAUUUUUUAUAUUUUAUUAUUAGUGUUAUUUUAACCAUAUGAAAUAAUUAAUAACUGUUAUUACCGUGCUGUAAUUAAAAUGUUUACCUUUUUUUAUUAUUAAAUAUUUUUAAACAAGAAGAAUUUGUAUUAUAUGCAUUGGCCACAUUUGAAAUACAACGUUUGUUUUAAUUUAACGCCGUAUAACAUUUCGACGCAAAGUGCGUCCGAAGAAGAUUUCGCCAAAAAGCUCUUUUCUGUUUAUUAAAGCUUUAUUAUUUUGCAGAAGCAGCAGUUUAAUUUCUGUAGUUGUAUUGCCUAACUGCUGAUAUGGAAUUGGCUAAAAGAUGUGGUUUGUUAAAUUUGAUUUGUUCAGUUGUACGUUUAUUUUAAUUUUUUUAUAUGGAUACGUUGAUUUACAUGGAUGACAAACAUAUUUUUUAGAAUAAUAUUUCUUAUGGUUGUGUACAAAUCAGUUUUUUAAAGACUUAUUGAAUUGACUUUUUUAAAAAUGAAAUUUUUAGAUAGUGUUUACAUAG